AAAAACAAAACAAAACAAACAAACAAUAGUCCUCUUAUAGUUGAACUGUUCAAGUUGUUGGCAUCUGUCAAUCAUCAGGGAAAAAAACCCGCGGAAAUUUGAGAUUGAGAGGGAAAAAAAAAAAAAAAAAAACUGAAACACUUGGACUAUAAAUCUAGUCAGUUGUCUUUGUCGGAACAAUGGUUGCAGUUAAUUCAAGUGAGGUAGGUAGUACUAUGGAGAGAGAGCGAGAGAUAGAGAUGGAAGUGGACGAGGAGGAGGAGGAAAUAACAGUAGUGGUGGAGGGCAGAGAUAAAGUGAAGGGCCCAUGGUCUCUCGAGGAGGACACCAUACUGAGUCGGCUCGUGAGCAAGUUCGGCGCCAGGAAUUGGACCCUCAUUGCUCGCAGAAUCGCCGGCAGAUCUGGCAAGUCUUGCCGCCUCAGGUGGUGUAAUCAGCUCGAUCCCACAGUCAAGCGCAAACCCUUUACUGUUGUUUCAGAUGAGGAGGAUCAGAUCAUAGUUGCAGCACAUGCAAUUCAUGGAAACAAAUGGGCAGCAAUCGCAAGGCUUUUACCAGGAAGAACAGAUAAUGCUAUUAAGAACCACUGGAAUUCUACUCUAAAGCGUCGGCGGAUGGGGUUUGGCAAGAUUAAGUCAGAAUCUUGUAAUAUGGUUGAAGAUAGCUUAGACAAAACCAAGGCAUCAUCUGAAGAAACCCUAUCAUGUGGGGAUGUCAAUUCAUUCAAAUCCUUGGAAGGAAGAGACAUGAGCUCUCUAGAAGAUAUGAAUGAUCAGAAUGAAGACAAGGUGCCAAUUGAGGGUCAUUUUAGUCAUGAAGUUAUAGACCAAUCUACUCUUUUUCGACCUGUGGCACGUGUUAGUGCUUUUAGCGUAUGCAACCCUUUCGAUGGCCUUGAGCCUGCCUCAUCUUUCCCAAGACCAGUUCCAAUGCAAGGGCCUCUGGUUCAAGCAUCAAAACCAGAUUUUGAUAUUUGUAAAUUGUUUGAAGGGGUUUGUGGUGAGCGGUUGGUGCCUCAUAAUUGUGGCCAUGGUUGCUGUGGGACUCAAAAUGAUAGAAAUCCUCGAAGUUCUCUUUUGGGGCCAGAAUUUGUUGAAUUCUCAGAGCCUCCAUCGUUUCCAAGUUUGGAAUUGGCUGCAAUAGCCACAGAUAUAAGUAAACUUGCUUGGCUUAAGAGUGGGUUGGAGAACAGCAGUGUCAGAGCAAUGGAUGACGCAGCUGGCAGAAUAAAAUCUCAUGUAUCUCAAGUGCAAAUGAGGCAUCAUGAAGAGAGUAGGGUGAAUGGCCAUUUUUGUUUUGAUGAGGGAAACAACAGGUUAACAGGCAUGAAGACCAAUGUGUUAUCAACUUAGACACCAUUUUCUUACUGCAGUUUGAAGUUGAGGGGAUGUAGUUGAGUUCAAUUAUUCUAUCUCCAUGUUAAGUGGAUUUGCAAGGUUAAAGACAGGAGGAUCUAGAAGAUCUGUAAACUCUAGAAAAACUCAUACGUUGUGACUGUGUUGCGUGAUUAGAUAUUCUAACUUUCUCACUGGAAGACAUUAGUGACAUUGGAAGUCAUGGAUUAUAGAAUGAGAGACCAACUUCAGUUUCUUGCUGUGUUACGGGAGAGAGACCAACUUCAUCUAAUACAAAGUAAUAUGUAUUUUUUUAUGGUUUCAUUAGUUGAGCUAAUACAAAAGUAAGUAUUUCUCUGUGGUUUCAUUAAUUGAUGCAAUAUUCGAAAGUCUGACUUAUAAAUGAGACCUGUAAUUUUCAUAUGCCAAUUGUUUACAAUAGGAAGGCAUGGCAAUGUCUGUAUAGUGUGUACUAGUGGGCUGUAGUAGUGUAGUGUGUGCUCAGUUGUAUUGAACUUGUGGCAACUAUUUUUAAUUGAACAAAACUUGUCCAAAGUAUCUGCAGUCUGCUGUACCAAUCCUGUAGAAUGUAAUUUUUCUUUGCAUCAAUUUUUAAUAUUUCAAAGUUCCUAGUAAGAUUUACAUCUGAACAAUAAUUUCUUUUUA
Messenger RNA from Quercus robur (English oak), 2000 nucleotides. RefSeq names its product transcription factor MYB1. Gene Ontology annotation, biological process: regulation of DNA-templated transcription. The record is from RefSeq and is a predicted model, not a curated record. The transcript is spliced from 2 exons. Gene Ontology annotation, cellular component: nucleus. Gene Ontology annotation, molecular function: DNA-binding transcription factor activity, RNA polymerase II-specific; RNA polymerase II cis-regulatory region sequence-specific DNA binding. NCBI's taxonomy places the organism in Eukaryota, Viridiplantae, Streptophyta, Magnoliopsida, Fagales, Fagaceae. The coding region runs from base 180 to 1352 and encodes 390 amino acids.